Closterium sp. NIES-67 is the source of this 3865-nucleotide messenger RNA. The record is from the annotation of a GenBank genome assembly. NCBI's taxonomy places the organism in Eukaryota, Viridiplantae, Streptophyta, Zygnematophyceae, Desmidiales, Closteriaceae.
UUGCGUCAGACACUAACGGAAUUCGCUUAGUGCUAGCAGAUUCUGUCAGCGUGGUGUCUAGUCUGCUGCCUGAUUAGUCUGCUGUUCACAGUUAGCUUGCCGUGGCCUUAGUUAGGCUGUCGUUCGCCUGCCGCGCCAGUCUACUGCAUUCCCUUGGGACCUGCUAAUGACGUGUCUCCGAACGGGCUAGUUCGUUAGCGGAUCAUCGCCAGGUCGACUCAUCCCGAAAAUUUCUGUGCUUUAAUCUCAAGGAAUCCUCGAGUGUCUCUCUCCCAACGCCAGGUCGGAGCACACCUUUGCCGGACACUUGAUUGUUGAUUGUUUCGGAUAGUCGCGUUUUCUUUACGGUUCCUUUGCUUCGGAUUCGCACUAGGAAGCGAGGGUUGUUUGGUACACGUCGUGUUCGCUGCACUUUCCAAUCCCCAGGAUCACAGUCUUAUCGGAAUUCGCUCCCGUCCCCUUUAGAGUCCAGAUCACACAUUCGUAGCGGAAUAGAACCGAACCGAUUGAGCCAAGCUGGCGACGGAUCUGAACCGUUCAUCAGUAACUUGCCGUGAUCAAUAGUUACUAACGCUGAUCGGGCCUUUUUCCUCAGUAUCCGAAAGACCCGGGCUGGACCUUAACUAGUAGAUCCAUCUUGAUUCCGCCUUCUCUUUUCUCUCGCCUGUGCCAUGGCGUACACGCGCCCCGAGGUCGUAGAGGAAGAGGAAGCUUCCACGAUCGAGCUACUGGGCGACUCGGUCAUUCCAGUAGUUAAUAAGCUCCAGGACAUCUUUUCCCAGCUCGGAUCCUCCAGCGCGAUCGACCUACCGCAAGUAGCCGUUGUCGGCAGCCAGAGCAGCGGGAAAUCCAGCGUGCUCGAGUCGCUCGUCGGGAAAGACUUCCUGCCACGUGGAUCCGACGUGGUGACACGUCGGCCGCUGGUGCUGCAGCUGGUGCAGGUGCCGAAGCGCGCGGACGGCAAGGCGGAGGAAUGGGGGGAGUUCCUGCACCUGCCGGGGAAGCGAUUCACGGAUUUCUCCGCGAUUCGGGACGAGAUUCAGCUGGAGACGGAGCGGGAGGUGGGCAUCAACAAGGGCAUCACGGAGAAGCAGAUUCGCCUCAAGAUCUUCUCCCCGCACGUCCUCACCAUCACCCUGGUCGACCUCCCGGGCAUCACCAAGGUCCCUGUGGGCGACCAGCCGUCGGACAUAGAGGCGCGGGUCAGGUCCAUGAUCCUGGCUUACAUCAAGCACGAGACGUGCAUCAUCCUCGCUGUGACCCCCGCCAAUGCUGACUUGGCCAACUCGGACGCCUUACAAGUGGCUCGCAUGGCAGACCCUGAUGGGCAUCGAACAAUCGGAGUCAUCACAAAGCUCGACAUCAUGGAUCGGGGCACAGAUGCCUGCAACCUGCUCCUGGGGAAUGUCAUUCCGCUGCGCCUGGGCUACGUGGGCGUCAUCAACCGCAGCCAGGAGGACAUCAAUGCAAAGAAGAGUGUCAAGGACGCACUCACAUAUGAAGAGGCUUUCUUCCGAAGCAGGCCGGUCUACCACAGCUUGGCGGAUCGGUGUGGGAUUCCUCAGCUCGCCAAGAAGCUCAACUCGAUUCUUGUGCAGCACAUCCGCCUGCUGCUGCCAGACCUUAAGGCGCGCAUCAACGCACAGAUGGUCGCGGUGCAGAAGGAGCUUGUCAGCUACGGGGAGGCAGCGGAGAGGGCGACAAUGGGAGUGCUGCUGCUUAACAUUCUGACCAAGUACUCUCAGUCAUUCGUGACUAUAGUGGAUGGCAAGAACCAAGGCAUGUCAACAGCAGAGCUGGCGGGAGGGGCCCGCAUUCACUACAUCUUUCAAAACAUCUUCGUCAAAUGUAUUGAUGAGGUGGACCCCUGCGAGGACCUCUCAGACGAGGACAUUCGCACGGCCAUUCAGAAUGCCACGGGAACCAAGAACGCGCUCUUUGUGCCGGAUGUGCCCUUUGAGGUGUUGGUGCGGCGGCAGAUAUCGCGUCUGCUGGACCCCUCGCUUCAGUGCGCCCGAUUCGUCUAUGACGAGCUCGUUAAGAUUGCCCACCGCUGUGAGUCGUAUCAGCUGGCUCGGUUCCCUGUGCUGAGGCGCAAGGUGGAAGAGACGGUGGGGAGCUUCCUCAGAGAGGGGCUCAACCCUGCAGAGACGAUGAUCCGACACCUUAUUGACAUGGAGAUGGACUACAUCAACACGUCGCACCCCAGCUUCAUUGGUGGGAGCAGAGCUGUUGAAAUCAUCCUGCAGCAGAUGCGGGAAGGCAAGGAUAAUGAGGCGGCAGGCCAGGGAGCAACUGGUGCUUCUGUUGCUGCUCUGGCAGCAGGGGGCGGAGGAGCAGCAGGAGGGGGGUCGUCGUCCACAGCAGCAGUAGCAUCGGUGGCAGCAGCUGCGAAGCAGAGAAUGCUGCUGGCGAGGAAGGAGGGCGGGGGGCAAGAAUCACAACAGCAGCAGCAGGGAGGCAAGCAGGCAGCCACGGCUAAUGGACUAGCGGCAGACAAGCAAGCCUCCUCGUGGGGAAUUUCGUCCAUCUUCGGGGGUCAGGAGAAGAAUCGAGGAACACACGCCACUGCCACAGCCUUGACUCCCUUCCCCCUGGCUGCACCAGAGCCCAUAUCUGCCAGCGCUGGUGGUGCUGGGGAUAAAGAGCCAGCACUCACCAUCCUGCUCCGAGAGCCCCCCACUGUGCUGAGAGCGAGCGAGCACCGGUCAGCAGAGGAAGGGGUUGAGAUAGGUGUAACGCGGCUGCUGCUCAAGUCGUACUACGACAUUGUGAGGAAGAACAUCCAAGACGCCGUGCCAAAGGCGAUCAUGCACUUUCUGGUUAACCACGUGAAGAGGGAGCUACACAGCGUGUUCAUUCAACAGCUGUACAGGGAGGCACUGUUCGAGGAGAUGCUGCAGGAGAGGGAAGACAUAGCAUCGAAGAGGCAGCGCUGCAAGGACAUAUAUGCAGUGCUGCAGCAGGCCGCAUGGACGCUAGACGAGUUGCCUCUUGACCCCGACGCUCCGUCUCGCCCCGCCUCCUCUUCUCUUGAUGCUACAGGCCUUCCCCCCUCCUCCGGCCUCCUUCCCCCUUCGCCCGGGUUCCCCUCCCCCGCCCCAUCACUCCCGUACCGCCCUGCUCUUGCCACAUCUGCUGCUGCUGCUGCUUCAGCCUAUGCAUAUGGGCAUGGGAGUGGGCAUGGGCAUGGGACUGGGCAUGGGUCUAGCAGCAGGGGUGCAGGGAUGGGCUCCGAUCCCUAUGCCUCUCCCAGCAAUCAGCCAUCGCGGCCUGUCCGUGGCCACACAUGAUGGGCCUCGCACCAGUGCAUGCCUGACUCUCAUGCUGCCAUGCAUGCAUGAUCAUUCAUACCUCCAUGCAUGCGUGAUCAUUCAUUCCGCCAUGCAUGCAUGACUCUCAUGCCACCAUGCAUGCUUGAUCACUCAUGCUGCUAUGCGCAUGUGACUACCAUAUGCACCACGUGCGCAUGCUCAUGCUGCUGCCACUUGCAGAUGGCUGUGCCCCUGACCAGCUGGUUGAUUCUCAAGAGCAAGUAAUAGGGCAUUGGUAGCAGGUCAAUGCAGCCGGAGAAUCCAAGUAUGGUGGUUGAGUUCUCAAUUUAAAUCAGCGUAAAAAAUUGUGUGUCUCUGCUUGAUCAGACAACAAUUUUUCCAGAAUUUCUUUCAAGGGGCAACUCUUAUGAGAUGGCCGUACCAAGGGAUGGCAUCAUGGAUGGCAUGACCAGAAGUCUGAUGAAUCCGACGCCCCCAACACCAAUUUGGGGGCCUUUAUUCAGCUUAAUAGCAUGCAGAAAUCCAUCCAUCCAUCAAUUUGCACGUGUCAAACUAGUGGCUGGGGUAGAACCAGACUUGGACUUGUUGCG